Molecule: messenger RNA, 2641 nt
Organism: Biomphalaria glabrata
Lineage: Eukaryota; Metazoa; Mollusca; Gastropoda; Planorbidae
Exons: 5
Coding region: 200-2437 (745 amino acids)
Biological process (GO): cell surface receptor signaling pathway
Cellular component (GO): membrane
Molecular function (GO): transmembrane signaling receptor activity
Source: RefSeq, a predicted model, not a curated record
CUUUAAUUGACGUCACAUGGUUUCUGAUUUUUGCUUAGAUCUAGAUCUAUGGUACUGCUCUUGAAGCCUCUUGUGUGUGCCCAUAAAUCUAGAUCUAGUAGAACUGAGAAUAUUUACAUAAAUCUAGAUCUAGUAGAACUGAUGAUAUUUACAUAAAUCUAGAUCUAGUAGAACUGAGGAUAUUUACAUUGAAUGAAAUAUGGAUUCUAUUACCACAAAUUUAAAGCAGACGACAGACAAAGCAGAAUUAAACAAAGGACUGUCGGGAAUCACACGAAUCAAAAUAGAUGACGUUCCUUUGAAACCAGUGAGCCUUUCCUUAUCCACUUCAGGAGUAGAGCUCUUCGUUAAGAUGGAUGAACAGUUUCUGUCCACUUCUGACAAAGUUGUCAAGCGUAAAAUAAAAAGUCUUCCAAUGACAAAAGGACGAAUGUUUGCAGCAGACAGUUUGAAGAAAGCUAAAAAGCUGAGAAAGAAUUCAGCAGACAAAAGAUCGACACUGAGUGAAAAAAGUGAAACGAAAAACACAAAGUUUCCUGGAGCCUCUGACCACCACCAGAGAACAGGUCAAUGCAAUACCACUGUAGUAAGAGAAAACAUGUACACUGAAGCGAAUAGAACAGAUGAAAGCCAUGGGGAGACAACAAAUAAGAGACACAAAGAUAGAACAAUAAGUACUACUAAUGGAAGAAAUGGUAGACAAGAAAUACUUUCGAAAGAUACUGUAAACAAAGAUUUAGAGAGAAAUGAAAAAUGCAAAGGUAUAACAUGUGAUAGUAUUGAUGAAAAACACAGCGGCUUGGCAUCUGAUAGACUUGACGAAAUGCAGCUGUAUUCAAAUGGUGAAAAAAAGGAGGAAAGCUAUUGUAGACAAUGUAGCAAACCGUGCGAGAAAAUUGAUCAACAUGAGAGAAUCUAUAGAGGACAAACAAUUACGCCAUACGAGAGAAUAAAAAGAACACAAAAUAACAAACCAUCUGAGGGAUUCGAAAGAAUACAAACCACCUUUCCGUACAAUGGAAUAGAAAGACUAUUGGUCAGCUUGCCGUAUGAGAGAAUCGAAAGAAAACAAAACAGCUUGUCACGUGAGAUAAGACAAACCAGUUUACCAUAUGAGGCAAUCGAGACAAGACAAACCAGUUUACCAUAUGAGGGAAUCGAGACAAGACAAACCAGUUUACCAUAUGAGGGAAUCAAGACAAGACAAACCAGUUUACCAUAUGAGGGAAUCGAGACAAGACAAACCAGUUUACCAUAUGAGGGAAUCGAGACAAGACAAACCAGUUUACCAUAUGAGGGAAUCGAGACAAGACAAACCAGUUUACCAUAUGAGGGAAUCAAGACAAGACAAACCAGUUUACCAUAUGAGGGAAUCGAGACAAGACAAACCUGUUUACCAUACGAACUAAUUCAUAGAAGAAAUAGCACCUUGCCAUAUGACGUCAUUGAUAUAAGAUCUCGCACCUUGCCAUAUGACAUCAUUGGUAGAAGAUCUCGCACCUUGCCAUAUGACAUCAUUGAUAGAAAACAAAAUGAUUUACAUUCUGAAACAAGAAGAUGGAAUGAAAACUCAGUUAUGUGGAGACUGGGGAACUCAGACAAUAAAAUGACUGACGGUAAACAGUUGCAUCCAGUUUUAGAGACUUGUGAAGAUGAGUACAGGACCACUGAGGAAUACAUUGGCCACAAUGAACAAUUAAGUCAAAAUGUGUAUGAAAAGGACGUAGACUACGAGACUCCAGACAGUGACAAAGUAGACCAUACAUUUCAAGCUCUUCACCGUAAACCCGUGACAGUUGUUACAGAUAGACACGUUGGAAGACGUGUAGUAGUUGGACGUAAUGGCCGACAAGCUAGUCAUGAAACUACAGCAUGUUCUACAGAAUGGACUCAAGAAGACCACACAGAGACUUAUAAUGAAAAAGGUGAUGACAGGCGAAAUGGUCGGAAACGUCGUCACCAAAAUAGUCGAAAGGAACAAUGUGAUCGUUUGUCUAACACAACUAAGAAUACAAACCACUGGUCACCUGAAUUAACUAAGUCGUAUUCCGAGGAGUCUUCCCCUUGUACGUGUCAGGUCAAGAGAUGUCGGAAUUGUUACAAUACUAUACAGGCCACCAAAGACGAGAAACUAAAAGAAAAUAGUGAAGAGGGCACCGAGGAAAGAAGAGAUGACUUAGAGGUGCGUCAAUCUGAAUCCAUUUUGGCCAAUAACUUUCAAUUUCAAAAUCCCAUUGACACUGUUGCUGCUAAUACAUUUGCAAAAUAUACUCAUCAGUUAAGAAAAGACUUGAAAGAAAAUUAUAAACAAAUUAGUUGUUUAGUGAAAUCAUUUAAUGAGAACCUUCAAGAACGAAAUAAAACAGAAAAAGACGUAGACAGCAAUACCAUUGUGAAUGAGUCCAUCAAGAAAGAUAAACAGUGCACUGUUAUGUAGUCCAUUCACCUAGUCACAUUGUUUUUAAACUUUUUGUUUACAUACAAAAUACCGUUUCGAUUUAAAUCUACUAUUAUUUUUACAAAUACUUAUACACACACACACACACACAUACAUACAUACAUAUAUAUAUAUAAUAUAUAUAUUAUAUGAUCUUGGUUGGUCUACAUUUUCUAUACUUUCAAUUAAAUAGUCUUAAUAAUA